UAGUAUUUAUCAAUGCACUUUUUUUUUCUUUUCUCUUGGCACUAUAUUUGCACGAAGAGCAAAAGUGCUGGCAUAUUGAUGAAUAUUUAAUUCAAACUAGCAUUUACACUCAUGCAAUACAUGAGUAAUAUUUUUAUAUUUUUUAUAAGUAAAAUAAAUAAAUUGUAGUAAGUUAAAAUAACAAAAAUAAAUUGACAAUAAAUAAGAAUUAAAAAUUAACUUAUUUAAAAAAGAGAAGAGAGUAGUAUAUGUUUUUAAGUUUUAAUUUUGUUUUUAUAAAUUUUAAGUUUUAAUUUUUAAACAAACAUAACUUUUACAUUUUAAAUUUGAUAUUUACAUAAAAUAUAUCAAAUUUGAUAUAUAUUUUAAUUUGAUAUUGUAUUUUUAAUUUGAUAUGCAUAUAAAUAUUUUAUAAUUAGCCCAACUUCAUAGUUUUAGAAAAUAAAUAAAAUAGAAAAAUUAGAAGAUAAAGAAAAAAAUAAUUUAUAUUAAAAUUUAAAAUUAGUGCUAUUUUUUUAAAUAUAUUAUAGAUUAUAGAUAUAGAUAGAUAUCACAAUCCUUAUUAGAUUAAGAGCAUCAAUGAUAAUUAUUACUACAACUUAAUAAAAAUUAAAAUCUUGAAAAAUCCGAUCAAAGAAGUCUCUGAUUGUCAAAAGAGGUAGAGGCAUUUUCACAAACCAAAGCCCUUUGAAAAUGGAGGAAAAUAAUUGGGCAACUCGAAAUUAUAUAGGAUGAGAUGAAUCGCCCAUAUUGAAACUGCGAAAGCUUCCCUUCAUAGAUUGGUGUGCUGUUUUUGUCCAUAAACCUGCCCACAACGCCGAUCGCCACCUAUCUCUCUCAUACUCAAACACAUAAUUGGAUUUCUUCAAAUAUUUGUCUCUAAUGUUGCCUAACUUCCUUCCUCCCAAUUCUCUUUGAUGUUUUUUGCUGAUGAUUCAAUGCUUGGAAGCUGGCCCUCCCUCGACCCUCACAACUUCAGCCAGUUAAAGCCCAAUGAUCCUUCCAAUCCAUCGAAAAUGACGCUUGUUACGUAUAAUCCUACUCAUGACCGCACCCUCCCUCCGCCUGAUCAGGUUAUAACGCCGGAAGCGAGAAACAUUCUCCUGAGGCACUUCUAUCAACACGCUGAAGAUAAGGUUAGCAUUUUAAUCACAAUGUUACUCUCAUACUUACUGCUUUAUUGGUUAAUUGCAUAUAGAUUAUUUAACUUUCAUCUAAUUAUGCUUUUGCAUACUUUCAUAAGAUACAACGUCGUUUUUGCCAAUAGAUUGCCACGCGUUAAUUAUUCAGCUAGCCAUGUCAACAGUAAGUUUGACCGGAAUUCUAGAUGGUACCAAAAUCAAAUUAAAUUAAUAGUGUAGUAAUUACCGCACCAAACAUUAAAGUUAAUAUGCAAAAUCAGAAUUUAAUGAAAGUUGAGUAAUUUAUAGACAACUAACCCUAUAUUUCUUUGUUCGUAAUUUCUAGCUGCAGCUGCUCAGUACCAAGAGAGGUUCGUCCGAGAAUCCGGCGCCGGAGCGCGCAUCGAAGCUUCCUAGGGCUUCCGCUUCUGAUAAUGGUUAAUGUGAGCUUCACAAAAUUGUGAAUAUAUUUGUAGACGCCAAUAUAGAGUAGGUGUCUGCUGAAGAGCUCAUGAGCAUGUUUGUUUUGCGUAUUUUCGAAUAAAUAUAUAUUGCCUUCAUUACUUUCUUCUACAUUUGGAUUAAGUGAUAGAUUGAUAGUGUACCAGAAAAUCGUGUAAUUGAUUUAUAUAGAAACGACUACGAUUGCCAUUGCUAAAUAUGUUAAUUUCAUUUUUCAUUAUUUUCA
This is a messenger RNA of Salvia miltiorrhiza (redroot sage), 1809 nucleotides long. RefSeq names its product DET1- and DDB1-associated protein 1. The transcript has 3 exons. Gene Ontology annotation, biological process: positive regulation of proteasomal ubiquitin-dependent protein catabolic process. The coding region runs from base 918 to 1361 and encodes 147 amino acids. The record is from RefSeq and is a predicted model, not a curated record. Lineage: Eukaryota; Viridiplantae; Streptophyta; Magnoliopsida; Lamiales; Lamiaceae. Gene Ontology annotation, cellular component: Cul4-RING E3 ubiquitin ligase complex.